CACAACAUUGCCACCAGUUCUAGUGCCACCGUUAUACAUAGUCGUUUGGUCCGUCGUCCUUUUUUUGGGUUUCAUCGAGCUCUCUCCAUCCUGUCCAAAAACAAUUAAUGGUUCUCCAACCAAGAGAUAUUUCGGGGCUCCAAAUAAUCCAAUUUAGGGUUUCCAACGGCCAAAUUAGUUUCAUUCACCAUUUUCACAAUCUUUUUCCAUGUAGAACUUUGGUCCCUCGGUUCUUUCCCUCCCAUAUCCGAUUCAUUGAGUUCUUGUAGCUAUGAAGAAGGGGAGUUUUGAUGCAUGCGUCGCAGAAGAAGGGUUGGUUUAUCUCGAAAAGGGCUGUUCCAGCGAGGGGGAAUUGGCCUGCCCCACCGGAACCUGGGAAUUAUGGCGGUGUGGUUCCUUGCAAGGGGGAAGGUAGAGAGGUGAUGGUUGGCAACGCGAUGCCGCAUCCGGAGGAGCUGUCGUUUCGUCGUGAUGGUGAGGAUCGUGAUGGAGAACAGAUGGAGGCGGAGGUGUGGAGGCAGAUUAGAGAGGCCGGGUUUCUCGAUGAGGCUGUGUUGCAGAGGAGGGAUAGGAGAGCACUCGUUCGAAGAGUACUCGAACUUGAGAAAGAGCUUUAUCAGUACCAGUAUCAUAUGGGGCUCCUUUUGAUAGAGAAGAAGGAAUCAGCUGCUAAAUACAAAAAGCUAUGGCAAGAAAUGUCUGAGGCAGUGCAAAUCCAAAAGCACAUGCAAGCGGCACAUAAUGUUGCUGUUUCUGAAUUUGAAAAGAAAGAGGAAGAUAUGAGGAGGGCCAUGCGCUUUCAGAGGCAGUCCAUUGUUAAUCUUGAGAAGGCUUUGAAUGAGAUGCAUGCUGAAGUUGCUGAGGCUAAAUUGGAAUCUCAGAAAAAGUUGUUCGAAUUGCAUGCUCUUGAGGCCACUGUCGAAGAGAAAUACUUGGAGGCUAAAGGAAAGCUACAUUCUUUGAAUGCCAGGCUAGCAGAAGUUAGUCGGAAAAGUUCCGAGAUAGAUAGAAGAUUACAGGAUGUGGAGGCUCGUGAGUGUAAAGUUCAUAAAGAAUCCUCAUUCUUUAUCAUUGAAAAAAACACAUUUGAGAAGGAUCUUGCACAACAAAGAAAGGGUUUGCAAGCUUGGGAACAGGAGCUGCAGGAUAGUCAGAAGAAGCUUGCCAGGUGGCAUAGCUUUCUAAAUGAGAGAGAGAUGGAGGCACAUGAGAGAUGCAACACUCUUAAGAAGAAAGAAAAGGAACUUGAAGAGUCAUGGAAGACCUUGGAGGUUUUCAAUGAUUCAAUUAAAUUGAAAGAAGAGGAUAUGUUCAUGAGGCUUAGAGAUUUAGAUGCGAAAGAAAAGGAAGCUGUAAUAAAGCAGGAGUUGUUAGAGAAGAAAGAGAAAGAAUUACUUGCCAUCGAAGAUCCACUGAGCAAUAGAGAAAGUGUGGACAUCCAAAAAAUCAUUGAUGACAAUGAUUCCAUCUUAGAAUCUAAAAAAGAAGAGUUUGAGCUGGAAACUGAGAUGAAUAGAAGAGCUGUUGAUGAACAACUGAAAAGGAGAAUGGAUGUGGUGGCACAUAAGGAAAUAAUACUUGAGAAUAGAAAUAAAAAUAUUUUCAAGAGAGAACAACUUUUGGAGAGAGAAAUGAGGAACCUGAAGAACAGAGAGACAAAAGAUGACAUGAUGUUGAAUGAUUUGAAAGAAUCAAUUGAAAAUGAAAACGAACUGAGACAGGAAAGGAGCAAACUUGAGAAGGAGCGGGAAUUGUUCGGUGAGAGAAGAUUGCCACUAGUAGAAGAUUUAGACCAGCUCUAUGAUGAAAGAGAAGGGUUUGGUCAAUGGAAACACACUGAAGAGGAGAGAUUGAGAAUGGAGAAUUUGGAAGUGCUUGGUCAUGUCCAAAUGGAUCUAGUAGAUUCUAGAUUGAAUGAAGAGGCUUUGAAGGAUAAAACAGCAUAUCAGAAUAAGGACGAUAUUGAACUGUUUAUUGGUGAAAAUGCUCAUAUUGCUCAUGAAGUUGAUGUCUACACUAUGGAGAGGAACCAAGAGAAGGUUAAGGAAACUCUGCAUGAAAAGGAGAAUGAUCCUAACAGGAGAAGCAACAUCGUCCUAAACAAUUGCAACACUUGGAGCAGUCCAGAUGAGUCAAAGAUUCUAAAGUUGAAAGAGCCGGCAGAUCUGUUACAAGGUGAAAAAAAGUUCUUUCUUGGAAAGAAAAAUGAAGCUGGUCAAAUUACACCAAGAAUAAGCCAGGACAAUAAUGAUCAAGUAGAAGAACCUGCCACAAAAGGUGACUAUUUGCUUCCACCAGAUGAGCAGCUUAAGGCUUGCAGAAAUUGUGGAGUCGAGGAUGGAGGGGAGUCAAUAUUGUCUCGUGAGAAUGCUGAAGAAUCUGACCUGGAAGCACACACAUCGCGUAUGCAAAGAUGUUCAAGAUUAUUGAACUUUUCUCCUGAUAGAAUGACCACAGAACGUAGUGACAAGUCUGUUUGUCUUCAUGGAGAACCUUUAGGGCAUGAAGACAACCUUGAACCUGGGCCAUUGCCUGGAGAUGUUGAUGUUUUCCAGUGGGCUCAGUCUACUAGUGGAGUCCAGUACAGUGCAAUACCAGAAAGAUUAAACAAAGAUAGUGAUGCCACAAAAUCUUUCCUUGAAAUUGCAGAUAGUUCUGCAGAUAUUAUGAAGUCAUAUGAUAACCAAAAGUAUAUGGAAAAGCCUCCUUUUCCCUUUGCUGAUGAACAAAAGGACAGGGAGGGAUGUUCUGUCUUUCCUGAAUUGGAUUCUGUGCCUCAGCCUUCGAGACAGAAACAGUGUGAUCCUGAUGUGAGGAGGUCUGUAUUUGCUGAAAAUUCAUGUUCUGUUAAUGCACUUAUUGAUGAUGCCAACCUUGGUGAGACUCCUCAAAGUAAACACAAUGAAAAGUCCAUUUACAAAGAAAAAGGACUUUUCGAAGAUGAUUCUCUUGAAGAAGGUUCUUUCAGUGAUGAUCAAGUAGAAUUAAGUGAUGAGGAGUGGUACCUUUCUGAUGAACAUGAAACGACGAGUAUCGAGCUGGAAGAAGAAUCUGCUGAAGCUCAUUCCGAGGAUGUAUCAUCACUAGGAUGUUGCAGUAAAAUGGAAAAUUCCCCUGAGACAGAAAUCCCAGGACUAAAGCGCUAUAAUUUUAGACUCACCACAAUUGCGCGUGCAGUUGCAUGUCGGACUAAACGAAAGAAGAGAGAAGAGCUUGAGGUGACGCUUGAAUGCAAGGUACUGAAGGUUUUUGAGCAUGAUGGUGAAGAAGCUCAAAGUCAUGCAUGUGAUAGCGAGAGCCUCUCUCAGAAGUGAAACAAAAUUUCUCUGCCAAAACCUGUCAAAGGUAAUGUAUGUGAAGAUAACUCAGUAUGGAGAAAGAAGAUUACUUUAAUGAAAUUUGCAGACUAGAGUCAGAAGGCCAAUGAGGACAAAGCCGAAUGCACAUCGUGAAGUUGUGAAGAAUGCAUCACCCAGAAGAUGAUGCUUCAUACAAGAAGACGAUAGUUAUCUACUUGCAAAGUGACCAGAAACCUAAAGCUUCCUCGGUUAUCCCGGAAUUAUCUAUGCUGUCUGAGAAAACCAACAUAUCUCUGUACCUUUUUCUUCAAGUUGAUUAUUCUUUUAUUUAAUUCCUUCACAUCUCAUCACUAUUGAGAUGUCCACUGUAUAGGUUUGUGCAGUUGUGCAAUUCUUGUUGUCUCUAUUUCAGCUUGCAAAGUGUAAGAUGAAUAAUACUACAGAUGGCCUUCUGAUUGCUCUAAAGUCAAAUAUGCAUUCUCUGUCUAUCUUAAAAGAAAA
Messenger RNA from Musa acuminata subsp. malaccensis (wild Malaysian banana), 3800 nucleotides. Its product is annotated as nuclear matrix constituent protein 1. NCBI's taxonomy places the organism in Eukaryota, Viridiplantae, Streptophyta, Magnoliopsida, Zingiberales, Musaceae. Gene Ontology annotation, cellular component: nucleus. The record is from RefSeq and is a predicted model, not a curated record. Gene Ontology annotation, biological process: nucleus organization.